Mustela erminea (ermine) is the source of this 3820-nucleotide messenger RNA. RefSeq names its product WD repeat domain 6 (gene WDR6). Gene Ontology annotation, biological process: tRNA methylation. Gene Ontology annotation, molecular function: protein binding. Bases 205 to 3567 code for a protein of 1120 amino acids. The transcript has 7 exons. NCBI's taxonomy places the organism in Eukaryota, Metazoa, Chordata, Mammalia, Carnivora, Mustelidae. Gene Ontology annotation, cellular component: cytoplasm. The record is from RefSeq and is a predicted model, not a curated record.
GGCGAGGACGGUCUCGCCAAUGACGAGCUGGAUUUCGUGGGGCGAAGGGUCGUGAUUGGACACCGGCCGUGGGCGACCCUGGACUCCGCUACCUGUUGCUAAGGCCGGUGCAGAGCGGCUCUGCUGCGCGCGAGGAAGGCUCGUCUCGCGAGAGCGCUAGCUCCCUUCUUGGCCAAAGGCUGCCGCAGCGGCUCGAGGAUCGACAUGGACGCUCACGAGGACUACGUCUGGCCGCGGGCAACCUCGGAGCUCAUGCUCCUCCCGGUCACGGGUCUGGAGUGCGUGGGGGAUCGGCUGCUGGCGGGUGAGGGGCCGGAUGUCCUGGUGUACAGCCUGGAUUUUGGUGGCCACCUGCGGAUGAUGAAGCGUGUGCAGAACCUGCUUGGCCACUAUCUUAUCCAUGGGUUCCGGGUGCGACCAGAACCAAAUGGAGACCUUGACUUGGAGGCUAUGGUGGCUGUGUUUGGGAGCAAGGGACUCCGAAUUGUGAAAGUUAGCUGGGGACAGGGCCGCUUCCGGGAGCUCUGGCGUUCUGGCCUGUGGAACAUGUCUGACUGGAUCUGGGAUGCACGUUGGCUUGAGGGCAACGUGGCCUUGGCCCUGGGCCAUAACUCGGUAGUGCUGUACGACCCUGUGGUAGGGUGCAUGCUGCAGGACGUGCCCUGCACAGACAGGUGCACCCUCUCCUCAGCCUGUCUGAUUGGAGAUACCUGGAAGGAGCUGACCAUAGUGGCAGGUGCAGUUUCCAAUCAGCUCCUUGUCUGGUAUCCAGCAGCUGCUUUAAUAGACAAUAAGCCUGUGGCCCCUGACCGACGAGUCAGUGGGCAUGUGGGUGUCAUCUUCAGCAUGUCAUACCUGGAAAGCAAGGGCUUGUUGGCCACAGCUUCAGAAGACCGAAGUGUCCGCAUCUGGAAGGUGGGUGACCUCCGGGUGCCUGGGGGUCGGGUACAGAAUAUUGGGCACUGCUUUGGACACAGUGCCCGUGUGUGGCAGGUCAAGCUUCUAGAGAAUUACCUUAUCAGUGCAGGAGAGGACUGUGUCUGCUUGGUAUGGAGCCAUGAAGGGGAGAUCCUUCAGGCCUUUCGGGGCCACCAGGGUCGUGGGAUCCGGGCUGUAGCUGCCCAUGAGAGGCAAGCCUGGGUGGUCACCGGAGGUGAUGACUCAGGCAUCCGUCUGUGGCACCUGGUAGGGCGUGGGUACCCAGGUUCAGGGGUCUCAGCUCUCUGCUUCAAGUCCCGUAGCCGGCCAGGUACCCUCAAGGCUGUGACGCUGGCUGGCUCCUGGCGAGUACUGGCAGUGACUGAUACAGGAGCCCUGUAUCUCUACGACCUUGAGGUCAAGUGCUGGGAGCAGCUGCUGGAGGACAAGCGCUUCCAGUCCUACUGCCUCCUGGAGGCAGCCCCUGGUCCUGAGGGCUUUGGACUUUGUGCCUUGGCCAAUGGGGAGGGUCGUGUCAAGGUGGUCCCCAUCAACACUCCAACUGCAGCUGUGGACUUGACCCUGUUCCGUGGGAAAGUGCAUAGUCUGAGCUGGGCCCUUCGUGGCUACGAGGAACUUCUGUUGCUGGCAUCGGGCCCUGGUGGUGUGGUGGCUUGCCUGGAAAUCUCAGCUGCACCCUCUGGCAAAGCCAUCUUUGUAAAGGAACGUUGCCGGUACCUGCUGCCUCCCAGCAAGCAGAGAUGGCACACAUGCAGUGCCUUCUUACCCCCUGGUGACUUCCUAGUGUGUGGGGACCGCCGGGGCUCUGUAUUGCUGUUUCCCUCCAGACCAGCUCUGCUCAAGGAUCUUGGGGUUGGCGGCAAGGUGGGAGCUAUCGCUGGAGCACUUGGAGAAGGUAGUGGCAGUGAUGGGGAGGAGACCGCCUCCACCGAGUGGGGCCCUGUGUCCACCCUCCCUUCUCUGCAUGGGAAGCAGGGUGUGACAUCAGUCACCUGCCAUGGUGGCUACGUGUAUACCACAGGGCGCGAUGGCGCCUACUACCAGCUCUUUGUGCGAGGUGGCCAGCUGCAGCCUGUCCUGAGGCAGAAGUCCUGUCGAGGCAUGAACUGGGUGGCUGGGCUCCGCAUUAUGGCCGACGGGAGUAUGGUCAUCCUGGGUUUCCACGCCAAUGAGUUUGUGGUGUGGAGUCCCCGGUCACACGAAAAGCUGCACAUCGUCAACUGUGGUGGAGGGCACCGCUCCUGGGCCUUCUCGGAUACCGAGGCGGCUAUGGCCUUUGCCUAUCUCAAGGACGGGGACAUCAUGCUCUACCGGGCUCUGGGUGGCUGCACCCGGCCGCACGUGAUUCUCCGGGAGAGUCUGCACGGCCGUGAAAUCACUUGUGUGAAGCGUGUGGGCACCAUCACUCUGGGGCCCGAGUUUGAGGUGCCCGGCUUCAUGCAGCCCGACUACCUGGAGCUUGGCAGCGAGGGGCCGGGCCUGACCGACAUUGUGAUCACGUGCAGUGAGGACACUACUGUCUGUGUCCUGGCACUCCCCACCGUCACUGGCUCGGCCCACGCACUUACAGCAGUGUGUAAUCAUAUCUCGUCUGUGCGUGCCCUGGCUGUGUGGGGCGUUGGUACCCCAGGGGGCCCUCAGGAUCCUCGGCCAGGCCUGACUGCUCAUGUGGUGUCUGCGGGGGGCCGGGCUGAGAUGCACUGCUUCAGCCUCAUGGUCACCCCAGACCCUGGCACCCCAAGCCGUCUCGCCUGCCACGUCAUGCACCUUUCGUCCCACCGGCUGGAUGAGUACUGGGACCGCCAGCGCAGUCGGCACCGGAUGGUCAAGGUGGACCCGGAGACCAGGUACAUGUCCCUCGCUGUGUGUGAACUCGACCGUCCUGGCCUUGGCCCCCUGGUGGCUGCAGCCUGCAGUGAUGGCGCAGUGAGGCUCUUCCUUUUGCAGGACUCGGGGCGGCGGCUGCAGCUCUUGGCUGAAACCUUCCACCACAAGCGGUGUGUCCUCAAGGUCCAUUCCUUUACGCACGAGGCACCCAAUCAGCGACGGAGGCUCUUCCUAUGCAGCGCCGCCACUGACGGCAACUUGGCCUUUUGGGAUCUCACUGCCGUGCUGGACCACGGCUCCACCGCCCUGGAGCCUCCAGCAGACCCUGGGCUUCCCCACCGGCUGGGGACCCCCUGCCUGACCCUCCAGGCUCACAGCUGUGGUGUCAACAGCCUGCACACCUUGCCCAUACGUGAGGGCCAUCUCGUGGCCAGCGGCAGUGAGGAUGGCUCCCUCCAUGUCUUUGUGCUGGCUGUGGAGACACCGGAGCUGGAGGAGGCUGUGGGGGGUGCUGAGCUGGUGCCCCAGCUGCAUGUGCUAGAGGAAUACUCCAUCCCCUGUGCACACGCUGCCCACGUGACAGGCCUCAAGAUCCUAAGCCCAAGCCUCAUGGUCUCCGCCUCCAUCGACCAGCGGCUGACCUUCUGGCGUCUGGGGCAUGGGGAGCCCACCUUCAUGAACAGUACCGUGUACCAUGUCCCAGAUGUGGCAGACAUGGACUGCUGGCCUGUAAGCCCUGAGUUUGGCCACCGCUGUGCUCUUGCAGGCCAAGGGCUUGAGGUUUACAACUGGUAUGAUUAAGGUGUCCCGCGGUGGCCGGCGUGCCGGGCAUGGGACCUGCUCGCAGAUGGGGUGGAACAGGAGUGACCGUCUGUGCCCAUGCCCGGUGUGAAGGGAGGCGGCGGCCGCGGGUUCCUGGCUUCAGAGCAGGAGCUGGAGGUGAUGACUUUUGUAAACAUUCCUAGAUAUCGGGAUCUCUGUGGCCUUAGAUGUGGUUCAGUGGAGGGAGACCCAGCGUGGCUAGGCCAGCAUGGAGCACUUCACGCACAGCCCG